Messenger RNA from Pelodiscus sinensis (Chinese soft-shelled turtle), 5502 nucleotides. Lineage: Eukaryota; Metazoa; Chordata; Testudines; Trionychidae. The record is from RefSeq and is a predicted model, not a curated record.
UGGGGCGGAAAAGCCGUCACACCCUGAACUUCAAGUCUUCAGGCUACUACAGACCAUGAUCGUACACCUCCAUUUCCAAAACAUGCGGAGGCACAAAGGACGUGCUGGGAGCUGGGUGUCUCCUUAGUGGUUGUUCAGUAUCUCAGUUUUCCUUUUUUAAAAGUUUAAAAAUAUGAAGGCGCCUGGAGUCCUCAUUACUGAUUAACUGCUCAGCUGUUAGCACAAGAUCUCAGUUUAACAGGAUUCACAAGAUAAAUAGCCCAGUACCCCUCCUGAUCUUCCCAUCAGCAUGGAGGGAUUUGUUCUCUGCCUGGGGAUCCUAUUUGUGUUCAGUUUCCCAGAGGUUUCACACAGCCAACUAUACACUCUGAUCACCCCUAAUGUUCUGCGGGUAGAGAGCGAAGAGAAGAUAGUAGUGGAAGCUCAUGGUCUCACAACUCCAAGUGAGGUUACAAUCACCAUAUACAAUUUCCCUCAGAAGAGAAACUAUUUAUACCAAGUCAAAACCAGCCUGAAUUCUGAGAAUGGGAUGAUGGGAACAGCGGUAAUAAAGGUUCCUGCCAAAGACAUGAAAGUAAAUUCCAAGCAAAACCAGUAUGUGUUUGUUGAGGCAAAAUUCCCUCAGCAAAAGCUGGAGAAAAUAGUCUUGGUCAGUUUCCACAGUGGCUAUAUCUUUAUCCAGACAGAUAAAACUACCUACACACCUGGAUCUUCAGUCUUAUUUCGCAUCUUCACUAUAGGACAUAAACUAGAGCCACUGCAUAAGAACCUUAUUACACAACUUGUGACCCCAGAGGGCAGCAUGGUACAACAGAAUCUCAUCUCCUUUUUCAUGUCAAGCAUCACCAGUCAGUCAUUCAAUUUACCAGAAGAAAACAAUCUGGGCACCUGGAAGAUUGUGGCCUGGUAUAAUGACACUCCCCAGAAGAACUUCAGUGCACAAUUUGAGGUUAAGGAAUACGUGUUGCCGAGCUUUGCAGUCACCUUGGAGCCCUCUGAGAAGUUUGUCUGCAUCAACGAUAACAAGGAUCUUAAAGUUUCUAUCAAUGCAAGGGCCCUCAAUGGAAAAGAAUUGUACGGCACCGCUUUUGUCCUCUUUGGGGUGAAGGUGGAUGAUAGGAAGAAGAGCAUCUCGCAAUCACUUAAGAGAGUCCUGAUAAUUGACGGGGCUGGAGAGGCAGUGCUAACCAAGGCAAUGCUACAGGCUCAAUUUCCCAACCUCAGUGAGCUCAUUGGCCAUUCUAUCUACAUCUCUGUGACAGUUCUAACAGAUUCUGGCACUGAGACAGUAGAAGAAACAAAUAUUAACAUUGUGGCGUCUCCUCCAUAUGAGAUCCACUUCACAAAUACUCCCAAGUACUUCAAACCGGGGGUGCCUUUUGAUCUCAUGGUCUCCGUCACAAACCCUGAUGGGUCCCCAGCUGCCCAAGUCCCAUUAACGGUCAAAGUCAGAGGACUACAGGAUGCUACGCUGAUUCACACUCUUGCAGAUGGGACCGCGAAGUGGAAUGUGAACCCAGCUGCGGAUGCAACACAGUUACCCAUCUCUGUGAAAACAGCCCUGGCGAACCUACCAGAGAACCAGCAGGUCUCUAAAUCCAUGGUGGCUAAAGCCUAUCAGACACAAGAAGGAUCUAAAAACUAUCUCCAUUUGCUGGUCUCGACUACCCAGGUCAAACCUAGAGACAAGUUACUUGUGAGUUUCCACCUGAAAACCGGUAGCCCAGAUGGUCUGAACCAGAUUCAAUACAUUACUUACCUGAUUCUGACUAAAGGGACGAUCAUUCAUGCUGGAAGACUAGCAAGGCAGGUUGGAAAAACUGUGGUGACUAUGUCCUUGUCCAUCACUCCAAAUCUCAUGCCUUCUUUCCGCAUUGUGGGUUACUAUCACAUAAGACAGAAGGAGAUUGUGGCAGAUUCAGUCUGGGUAGAUGUCCAGGGAACCUGCAUGGGAACGCUGGUCAUCAAAGAGGCGACCAACGUGGGCAAUAGAAACUCUGAACCAGGACAUAUGGUGAAAAUAAAAGUAGAAGGUGAUGCUACAGCACAUAUCGCACUGGCGGCUGUGGACAAAGCAGUCAAUUUGCUGAACAAGAAACAUAUGAUUACACAAACUAAGAUCUGGGAUGCUGUUGAGAAUAGCGACAUUGGUUGCACAGCUGGCAGCGGUAAGAACAUUCUGGGCGUCUUUGCAGAUGCUGGACUGGCCUUGGUGACAAAUGUUAAGAUUUCAACACCUACAAGAACAGAUCCACAGUGCCCCCAGCCAGCAGUGCGCAGGCAUCGCUCUGUUCAGCUCUCUAAGACAAAGCAAGUGGCCUGGUACCAGAAUGAGCAGCUGAGAAGAUGCUGUGAAGAUGGGACGUAUGAGAACCCCAUGGGGCACAGCUGUGAGAAGCGGGCUCAAAACAUUCAGGAGGAAGAGUGCAAAAAGAUCUUCCUCACCUGCUGCCAGAUGACACAGGAGAAACACCAGAAGCAUCACCUGGAAACCUCAAGUGACUUCAUCGAUGAUGAUGAUUUCCUACCAAAUGACGAGAUCGCAACAAGAAGCAUUUUUCCAGAGAGCUGGUUAUGGCAAAUUGAACAGAUGACUAAGCCGCCAAACCAAGAGGGAAACUUUCCCAAGACGAUACAUAUUUUCCUGAAGGAUUCCAUCACAACCUGGCAAGUGCGGGCUGUGAGCGUCUCAGAGACCACAGGGAUCUGUGUGGCUGACCCCUAUGAGAUCACGGUACUGAAAAAAUUCACCAUUGACCUCCGGCUGCCCUACUCCGUAGUGCGGAAUGAACCAGUGGAAAUCCAGGCUAUUUUUUACAGCUACCUGGAGCAAGACAUCAAGGUCCGCAUGGAGCUGAUGUAUAAUCCGGCUUUCUGCAGCCCGUCCUCUUCCAAGGCAAACUACCGGCAGAUAUUCAAUUUGAAAGCCAGGUCUUCCCGGGCCUUGCCAUUUGUGAUUGUCCCACUGCAGCUGGGAUUCCAUAACCUGGAAAUCAGUGCAGCUGUGUGGCACUCCAAUGAGGCUGAUCAUGUGAAAAAGAAGCUGAAAGUCGUGCCUGAAGGGAGGAAAGAGACAAAAACGAUUGCGUCCAUGCUCUUGGAUCCUGCUAGGAAAGGAAUAAAUGGCGUCCAGGAAGUGAUGGUGGGCGCUGCAGAUAUAGACGACAUGGUUCCCAACACGGAGUCGCAGACCAGAAUCAUAUUCCAAGGAAAGCCUGUGCUCUACCUGACAGAAGAACCCUUUGACGGCACCCGCCUUAACCAAUUCAUUCUGAAACCUCAUGGCAACGGUGAGGUUAACAUGAAGAAUAUGUCCACAACAGUCAUCGCCACCCUCUACCUGGACCACACGGAGCAGUGGGAGAAGAUUGGCAUGGAUCUGAGGGUGGAAGCCCGCAAUCUGAUCCUGCAAGGUUACAUGCAGCAGCUAGUUUUUAAAAAACCUGACCACUCCUAUGCAGCUUUCCAAGACAAGCCUUCCAGUACAUGGCUGACAGCAUACGUAACAAAGGUCUUUGCUAUGGCUAGCCACCUGGUGCCUAUUCCUUCUGAAGUAAUUUGUAAUGCUGGGCACUGGCUGUCCCUGGAAAAGCACAACUCUGAUGGGACUUUCAAAGAAGAUUCUCCUGUGAUCCAGAAAGAGAUGGUGGGAGGUUACCAGGGUGCUGAGCCAGAGGUCUCUUUAACGGCGUUCGUUCUCAUUGCAAUGCUAGAGUCCAAAGAUAUCUGCCAGAAUCUGUUCGUUAGGUUUCACAAGAGUAUCCUUGUAGCUGGAGAAUACUUGUCCUCAAGGUACAGCUCUCUGACAAGGCCCUACACCGUGGCUAUAACAUCCUAUGCAUUAGCACUGAUGGGCAAACUGCCUGAUGCAAAGGAGCUUAUGGCAGCUUCAAAAGAUGGAAAUCGUUGGGAGGAACAAGACAACUCCAACUUCAACACUGAGAGCACCUCGUACGCUCUCCUAGCCUUGCUGCGUUUGAAGAGGUUUGAUUUGGUUGGGCCCGUAGUCAGAUGGCUGAAACAGCAGGCAUACUAUGUAGAGAGUUAUGACUCUAUAGCUACCACGGUGAUGUUGCAAGCUCUUGGGCAGUAUCAUAUAGAUGUGCCUCUCCAUGAAGAUCUAAUGUUGGAUGUGUCUUUUCUCCUACCUAGACGUGCUAAAAAGCUCACAUACAGAAUUGCUUAUACAAAUGCCCAUUUGACCAGAAAAGUUGAGACCAAAUUCAAUGAAAACUUCACCAUCACAGCAGAAGGCUAUGGACAAGUGACAUUAACUGCGGUGACUGAUUAUAAUGCAAGGAUACGGGAGGAUGAAUCCCAGUGUAAGACAUUUGACUUGAGCGUGUCUGUCCAGGAAGCCCAAGGUGCUAAGAAGGCAGAUGGAACUCUGCGCUCCAUCGGCUUUGAAAUCUGCACAAGGUUCCUUGGUGCAGUUAAUGCCACUAUGUCCGUUCUUCGUGUCUCCAUGCUCAAGGGUUUCUUACCAGACACAGAGGAUCUUACAAGACUUUCCCAAGGGGUCGAUAGAUACGUUUCCUGGUAUGAAAUUGACACAACCCUGUCAGACCAAGUCAGCCUCAUUAUCUACCUGGACACGGUUUCUCAUGUGGAGUCAAGUUGCUUGAGAUUUAAAGCUCACCAAUUUUUAGAAGUCGGUCUGGUUAAGCCUCUAUCUGUCACAGUCUAUGAGUAUUACGCUACAGAUGCCCGCUGCACAAAGUUCUACCAGCUGCCUAAACAGAGCAGCCUCCUCAGCAGCUUCUCCCACAAGGAGGUUCAUCAAUGCAGUGAAGAAAACUGCUCCAAGCAGGGCCAGCUGAAUGGCUCAGUCACUCAGGAGAUGCGGAUACAGGAGGCCUGUAAACCUGGAGUGGAUUACGUGUAUAAAGCCAGGCUCAUUAAAACUGAAGAAUCAAGCAGUUAUGACAAGUACACAAUGGAAAUUUUGGAAACCAUUAAAGCAGGAACUGAUGAAAAUCCAGAAGGAAAAACACGCGUGUUCAUCAGCCAUGCAAACUGCAGGCAGGUUCUGAAACAAGAACUUAACAACGACUAUUUAAUCUGGGGCCUCUCCAGUGAUUUAUGGACCUCUGGAGCCAACAUCUUCUAUGUCAUUGGCAAAGACACUUGGAUGGAGAAGCUGCCAAGUGAGAGCAAAUGCCAACAGGCAGAUUUCAAGAACCUGUGCAUAGAAUUUGUGGAGUUCUCCCACACCAUCAUGGUAUUCGGCUGCCCAGCGUAAACAUGGAAAUGGCCAUUGUACUACCUGAGCAGGAUGAUUUGAGCUGAGCUAGAGCAUAACACUUGGUGCGGCAGUCAUGAGAUUGCAGGCACUCUGAAAUAUCCUCUGCCCCAUUUGGGGCCUCCCUCUUUGCUUUCUUAUUGUUUUUCUACUCGUAUUCAGUGACAAACAUUUACAUUAACACAUAGUAACAGUUGCUUGCUCUACGUUGUCCCCUUGAAGAAUGCUGAGUUGAGCAAAAAUCAAACGUCUGAAAACCA